AUGGCAAAACUUUGUACUAAUUUAUACUCCGUCAACAGUGGAGGAAAUAAACUGCUUUUUGAUCUGUAUGUAGCACGUGCUUUAACACCUCAAACUGCAGAAACAGAUGCCAUUCGGUUUUUGGUUGGGACACAGUCUCUUAAAUAUGAUAAUCAGAUCCACAUCAUAGAUUUUGAUGAUGAAAAUAACAUUAUAAAUAAAAAUGUUCUCCUUCAUCAAGUGGGUGAAAUUUGGCACAUUAGUGCCAGUCCAGCAGACAAAGGAGUCCUAGCUACCUGCUACAGUAAAACUUCAGACAGUAAAGUCCUGACAUGUGCGGCUGUGUGGAGGAUGCCGAAGGAAUUGGAAUCAGGCAGUCAUGAAUCCCCUGAUGAUUCAUCAAGCACCACGCAGACCCUGGAGCUACUCUGUUACCUUGACAACACAGCCCAUGGCAACAUGGCCUGUGUGACAUGGGAGCCAAUGGGAGAUGGGAAAAAAAUCAUUUCCUUAGCUGAUAACCAUAUCCUGCUGUGGGAUUUACAAGAAAGCUCAAGUCAAGCUGUGCUGGCCAGCUCAGCGUCUUUGGAAGGGAAAGGGCAGCUGAAGUUCACUUCGGGACGAUGGAGCCCACAUCACAACUGUACCCAGGUUGCCACAGCAAAUGACACUACUCUCCGAGGGUGGGACACUCGGAGCAUGAGCCAAAUAUACUGCAUAGAAAAUGCCCACGGACAGCUGGUACGAGACCUCGACUUUAAUCCCAAUAAACAGUACUACUUAGCUAGCUGUGGAGACGACUGUAGGGUGAAGUUCUGGGACACUAGAAAUGUCACUGAACCUGUGAAGACGCUUGAGGAGCAUUCCCACUGGGUGUGGAAUGUCCGCUACAACCAUUCCCAUGAUCAGCUGAUCCUAACUGGUAGCAGUGACAGCAGAGUCAUCCUCUCAAACAUGGUGUCGAUUUCCUCUGAGCCCUUUGGCCAUUUGGUAGAUGACGAUGACCUCAGUGAUCAAGAGGAGCACCAUCCAGAAGAGAAGAAUAAAGAGGCCCUGCAGGACAGCGUCAUUGCAACCUAUGAAGAGCAUGAAGAUAGUGUGUAUGCCGUGGACUGGUCUUCUGCAGACCCGUGGCUGUUUGCCUCUUUAAGUUAUGAUGGAAGACUUGUUGUUAACAGGGUUCCCAGAGCACUGAAAUAUCACAUAUUGCUCUAA
Molecule: messenger RNA, 1194 nt
Organism: Chrysochloris asiatica (Cape golden mole)
Lineage: Eukaryota; Metazoa; Chordata; Mammalia; Afrosoricida; Chrysochloridae
Gene: EIPR1
Product: tumor suppressing subtransferable candidate 1
Exons: 10
Coding region: 1-1194 (397 amino acids)
Biological process (GO): protein ubiquitination
Molecular function (GO): protein binding
Source: RefSeq, a predicted model, not a curated record